This is a messenger RNA of Suncus etruscus (white-toothed pygmy shrew), 3249 nucleotides long. RefSeq names its product GATA zinc finger domain containing 2A (gene GATAD2A). The transcript has 12 exons. Gene Ontology annotation, biological process: negative regulation of transcription by RNA polymerase II. Gene Ontology annotation, cellular component: NuRD complex. NCBI's taxonomy places the organism in Eukaryota, Metazoa, Chordata, Mammalia, Eulipotyphla, Soricidae. The record is from RefSeq and is a predicted model, not a curated record. The coding region runs from base 36 to 2081 and encodes 681 amino acids. Gene Ontology annotation, molecular function: sequence-specific DNA binding.
UGCUUUGUCUCUGCGACUGCAUCCUGGGAAGGGUCAUGUGGAGCCCAGUGAUGUCAUGGGAUCAAAAACUGACUCAGCUGUUUUUUUUUCCUUCUUUCCUUUCUUCUUUAAAUCGAGAUAUGUGUGUGCUGCAGGUAGAGGGUGUGGGCGCCUCAGCCCCCUACUCACCUGGCUGCUGCCCGAGGGCUCCAUGGCACCUCACACCCCACGCCCCUGAGUUCAGAAUGACCGAAGAGGUAUGCCGCACCCGGAGUCAGAAGCGCCCGAUGGAUUGGGGCCCAGCCGACAGCGAGGUGGACAGCAAGAGGGCGAGGAUGGAGCGAGGCCCACCAGCUGCUGACGGGAGCACUGAGGGUGACACGCGACCAACGCCUGAGCCAGGAGCAGGCCCCGCAGCCGGCAUGGCCGAGGGUCGAGGCGAAGGGCAGGUGGACGAGGAGCCCGUGGACAUGCGCACCUCCAGUGGUGAUGCGAGGCCUGAAAGGAGGUCGCCCUCACCUGAUGUGAUCGUGCUCUCAGACAACGAGCAGCCAGUCAGCCCGCGGGUCAAUGGGCUGCCUAAGGAGGUCAUGGACACCAGCACUGAGGCACUUCUGAAGAGCAGCCCCGAGGAGCGAGAGAGAAUGAUCAAGCAGCUGAAGGAGGAGCUACGGCUCGAAGAGGCCAAACUUGUCCUGCUAAAGAAGCUGCGGCAGAGCCAGAUCCAGAAAGAGACCCCCACACAGAAGCCCUCAGGCUCCUCGGGGGGCACCGCGACCACCCCUCCCCCUCUCGUACGGGGCGCCCAGAACAUUCCUGCCAGCAAGCCCUCGCUCCAGACGACUUCCGCCCGUGUGCCAGGCAGUGUCAUCCCGCCGCCCCUGGUCCGUGGUGGGCAGCAAGUGGCCUCGAAGCUUGGCGUGCAGGCGAGCUCCCAGGUGGUCAUGCCGCCGCUCGUAAGGGGGGCCCAGCAGAUCCACAGCAUCCGGCAACACUCAGGCUCAGGGCCGCCUCCGCUGCUCUUGGCGCCUCGAGCAGCUGUGCCCAGCGUGCAGAUUCAGGGACAGAGGAUCAUCCAGCAGGGCCUCAUCCGGGUCGCCAGUGUCCCCAGCACCAGCCUGCUGGUUAACAUCCCUCAGGCCUCCCCAGCGUCGCUCAAGGGGACGCCAUCUUCUGCCCAGGCCAACUCCACAUCCAGCAGCGGGGCCUCGUCUGCGGAGUCUCCUGCCAGUCGCCAGGCAGCCGCCAAGCUAGCCCUGCGGAAGCAGCUGGAGAAGACACUGCUGGAGAUACCCCCGCCCAAGCCGCCUGCCCCUGAGAUGAGCUUCCUGCCCAGUGCUGCCAACAACGAGUUCAUCUACCUGGUGGGGCUGGAGGAGGUGGUACAGAACCUGCUCGAAGCACAAGCGGGCAGGGUGCCGGCCCCAGCGGUGCUGGCCCGGGACCCCUACAUGUGCGCCCAGUGCAAGACCGACUUCACCUGCCGCUGGCGGGAGGAAAAGAGCGGCGCUAUCAUGUGCGAGAGCUGCAUGGCCUCCAGCCAGAAGAGGGCGCUCAAAGUGGAGCACACCAGCCGCCUCAAGGCUGCCUUCGUGAAGGCGCUGCAGCAGGAGCAGGAGAUUGAGCAGCGCCUUCUGCAGCAGGGCGCCCCCGUGCAGCCCAAGGCCGAGCCCACCGCCCCGCACCCCGCGCUGAAGCAGGUCAUAAAACCCCGGCGGAAGUUGGCGUUCCGCUCAGGAGAGGCCCGCGACUGGAGUAACGGGGCCGUGCUACAGGCCUCCAGCCAGCUGUCCCGGGGCUCAGCUGCGAACCCCCGAGCUGUCCUGCACACCUUCAGCCAGUCCCCGAAACUGCAGAGUGCCGCCUCGGCCACCACUCUGGUUAGCAGGACCGGCAGACAUUCCGAGAGAACCGUGGGCACAGCCAAGGGCAGUGGCGGUGCCACCUGGAAGAAGGCACCCCUAAGCACAGGUGGGGCGCUGGCCUUCGUGAGCCCCAGCCUGACGGUGCACAAGAGUGCCUCGGCCGUGGACCGCCAGCGGGAGUACCUCCUGGACAUGAUCCCGCCUCGCUCCAUCCCCCAGUCGGCCACGUGGAAGUAGUACGGGCUGGUGCCACCUCGCGGGGCUCCCACCUGCACCUGGAAAACCCCGCUCCCUGCGCUCUGGGACAGGCUUCCGGCUGGGCCACAUCCCGGGGCCACGAGGACUGACCCUGGGGGCUCCCCAGGGCUUUCUUCCUGUCUUUGCCUUUAGUUAGCCCAACACCAGCAGAAACGCGGACCUCGGGGGCUGCUUCUGCUCCGGCUUCCCCCCAGCCCACCCCACCCCUGGACACUGUGACCCGCUCAGGCGAGGCUGGCGCCCUGGGCCCCACCCCCACCCCCACCCCCGUCGAGCAGUUUUCUGUUUGCUUUUCUGUCUCGGCCCCGGCCUGGACUGUCCGUGGCCUUCCUGGAGGUCUUUGGGGGCAAGACUUUGGUUUUUGUUUUUUUGUUUUGUUUUGUUUUGUUUUGUUUAAAAUCACCUCAUGAUGAUGGAAUUGAAAGUAAAUCUUGCAGAACCGGGGGUCCCUGCCGUGCCCUGCCCCCCUUCUUCCUCGCAGAAGAUGCAGCAGAAAUGCGGGAUGCUGGAAGCCACAAGGAACCGAGAGGAGGCAACAGCCAUCGGGUGUGUCCUGGGUCUAGGCAGGAGGUGGCGUGGAGCGGGUUGGGCUGUCGCUUCGCUUCUCGUUGUUGUGAUCUCUCGUUAAAGUUCCCUUUUCUUUCCCUCCUGGGAUGGACAAGCCUCCAUAGCUACCCUGGCCUUGUGGUCUGUGGAGGCAUCCAGAUUGGGCAGCAGCUGAACUUCAGGGGUUCAGGAUUGGGAUCUAGUUUAGAACCUUCCCUAUGAGCUGAGCAGGCCUUCGCCUUCAGCCUCUUUCCUUGUUUUUGUUUUUGCUUUUGUUUUUGUUUUUCUUUUUUCAAAACCCUCUUAGAUUCUCCAGAACCGUUUUACCAAGGAUCAGGUCUCCGAGUUGUUUUUGCUUUCUCCCACUCCUUAGAUCGCCUCCGUGAGGAAAGGCAGCAGCUGCGCACACAAGGGUGUGCGUGGGGUCGCCGUGUGUGGGUGGGGGGCCGGCCACAUGCCCGUGAGAGGGGCCCUGCCCCUUGCACCCUGGCCCCAGUUUUCCUGCUCGUGCAGUUAGGGGCUAAUUAAAAAUCCUCCUGCGGCAGGGCAGCCGCCCCCCACCACAGCUUCCACAUUCUAAUAAAGGCUCAUUGAACCCUCA